AUGGCAAUACCGAACAACUCAUCAGAUCCAGAUGUAUCGACUCAGCCUCGCAGAACCACCAAAGAGACACACCCGAAUCUACCACCUGGUUUAAUCUUGGAUGAAAAUGGUAAAGUCUGUAAAGUCUGUAACUCAUGGCAAGAUUUCGCAAAAAUCAAGAAAAAGCAGUCGGCUCCAGGAUCUGGAGAUGGGAAAGGGAGGAAUGUACUUUUAGGAGGAGCUGGAAUGGGUGGCUUCGCAUCUUUAUUAUCAAACUCAAAUACGACAUCCAACCCGGCUUUUACUUCAAAAGCAGACAAGGAGGUUGUACUCGAUCGAAAAGACUGUCCACCAGAUACAGCUGCUUUAGGUAGGUCUACAUGGACAUUCUUACAUACAACAGCAGCGUAUUAUCCUUUACAAGCAAAUUCAAAUCAACAAUUCCAAAUGACCAGUCUCCUAUCUUCUCUAUCGAUUUUCUAUCCAUGUAACUGGUGUGCAACCGAUUUUCAGAAAGAUAUAAGGAAGAACCCACCCGAUGUAUCUGGAAGAGAAGGUUUGAUGAGAUGGUUAUGCGAAAGACAUAAUGAAGUGAAUCAGAAAUUGGGUAAAAUUACUUUUGAUUGUGGGAUCAAGAAUUUAGAUGAGAGAUGGAAAGAUGGUCCGGAAGAUGGAAGGUGCGAUUGA
Molecule: messenger RNA, 666 nt
Organism: Kwoniella shivajii
Lineage: Eukaryota; Fungi; Basidiomycota; Tremellomycetes; Tremellales; Cryptococcaceae
Exons: 1
Coding region: 1-666 (221 amino acids)
Cellular component (GO): mitochondrion
Molecular function (GO): flavin adenine dinucleotide binding; flavin-dependent sulfhydryl oxidase activity
Source: RefSeq, a predicted model, not a curated record